AUGAGAGACUAUGAUAGCAUCACAUCUUUCCUUGGGAAAUGGGGACCCUUUCAGAUAACAGUUUUUGUUGCACUGGCAAUCAGCAUUCUCCCAAAUGGAUUCACUGGCAUUUAUAUAAUAUUUGUGGGUGAUACGCCACCUCAUGAGUGCUAUAUUCCUGAAAACUACAGCAUUAAUGAGAUGUGGAGAAAUGUGGCGAUCCCUAUGGAAAUGGUGGAUGGCAUUUCAAAGCGAAGCUCCUGCUCACGGCUCAACCUGACUAUUGUCAGGAACUACUCCAGUCACAACAUCAUCCCAAAUGUGGACGUGAAUGUGAGUGAAAUUCCUUUGGAGAGCUGCCUGGAUGGGUGGAAGUACAGUAAAGAAAUCUACCAGUCAACCAUUGUGACAGAGUGGGACUUGGUAUGCGAGAAUGGAUACAAAACCCCACUGACCACCUCUAUUCAUUACGUUGGCGCGCUACUGGGAACGUUUUUUUCAGGCCAGUUGUCUGACAGGUAUGGAAGGAAGCCAUUACUCUUUAUCAUGAUGGCUGUUCAGACUCUGACCACUGCAGCACAAAUAUUUUCCACGAGCUGGGAGGUCUUCACCUUCAUUUUCUUCCUUGUGGGCAUUGGGACAUACUCAAACUACAUCAUUGCAUAUGUACUUGGUUCAGAAAUUCUGAGUCCAGUUGCCCGUGUGGUCUUUGGCUCCCUCGGGGUUUUCAUGAGCUCAGGUUUGGGGUACAUGGCCAUGCCAGGUGUGGCCUAUUUCUUCCGUCAGUGGCGUGGGCUACUGAUUACCAUGGCUGCAUCUGGGCUGAUCUAUAUCCCUCUUUGGUGGUUCAUCCCAGAGUCUCCUCGGUGGCUGCUCUCUCAGGGGAGGGUGAAGGAGGCUGAGGCCAUACUGAGAGAUGCUGCUAAGAGGAACAAAGUAGAUGCUCCAGAGGUCAUUUUCACACAAAAAGAGAUCGAAGAUGCGUUAGCUGUAAAAGAAGAGAAGCACAGCAUUUUGGUUCUCCUGAGUAGCUGCAAUACAUUUGCCAUCACGUUGCUGUGUUGCCUUCUGUGGAUGAUCAUCACUAUUUCUUACUUUGCAUUGAUACUCAACACAUCCAACCUGCACGGAAACCCGUAUGUAAACUGCCUCCUGUCGGCUGUGGCGGAGGUGCCGGCUUAUAUCAUUGCCUUGCUGCUGCUCAAGCACUGCUCCAGGCACUUCUGUCAGUCAUCUACUCUCCUGCUAGGAGGCACAUUGAUCAUCUGUGUUCAGCUGAUUCCAAUAGAUUUACCAGAGGUUGCCAUCGGCCUUGAGAUGUUUGGGAAGUUUGGCAUCACAUCAGCGUUCUGUGUGGUGUAUGCCGUCACGUCCGAGCUCUUCCCCACUGUGGUGAGGAACAUGGCCAUGGGGACUUGUUCCAUGGCUGCUCGCAUUGGAACCAUCAUCUCCCCCUUCAUCAUCUACUUAGGAAAAUACUACAGGUCUCUCCCGUACAUACUGAUGGGAAGUUUGGCCAUUUUUGGCGGCCUCUUCUGUUUCCUGCUGCCAGAAACUUAUAAGAAGGUUUUGCCAGAAACCAUAUCACAAAUGCAGAAGAUAUGCAGGUGA
This is a messenger RNA of Myripristis murdjan (pinecone soldierfish), 1590 nucleotides long. RefSeq names its product solute carrier family 22 member 4 (gene slc22a4). The record is from RefSeq and is a predicted model, not a curated record. The coding region runs from base 1 to 1590 and encodes 529 amino acids. Gene Ontology annotation, cellular component: membrane. The transcript is spliced from 9 exons. NCBI's taxonomy places the organism in Eukaryota, Metazoa, Chordata, Actinopteri, Holocentriformes, Holocentridae. Gene Ontology annotation, biological process: transmembrane transport. Gene Ontology annotation, molecular function: transmembrane transporter activity.